AUGAGUUCUCUAAAGUUGCCCAGCGCCCCCAACGCGGGUUUGUUCAAGCAGGGCUACACGUCGCACCAGAGCGAGGAUGGUAUUGUGCACCGGAAUAUCCAGGCGGUUCGCGAGAUCGCCAGCAUGGUGCGCACCUCGGUAGGUCCGUCGGGUCGCAACAAGAUCGUAGUCAACCAUCUCCAGAAAAUCUUCCUUACGUCGGACGCAGGCACCAUUUUGCGCGAGCUCGACAUCGUGCACCCCGUCGUCAAGGUCAUUGUCAUGGCCAGCCAGCAGCAGGAAGCUGAGAUGGGUGAUGCCUCUAACCUGGUUGUAGUGCUCGCCGGCGAGCUCCUGAACCAGGCAGAGGAGCUGGUGCGUAUUGGCAUGUCCACUGCUGAAAUUGUUCAGGGAUACGAGCUUGCGCUCAAGUAUGCGCUGGAGGCUCUUGACAAGCAGCAGUUGACCGAGAUCGAUGAUAUCGCUGACAGGAAGCAGCUGGCCCGUAUUUUGCAGCCCGUCAUCGCUGCCAAACAGCACGGAAUCGAAGAUCUGCUUGCCGAGCAUGUCGCUGACGCCGUCUCCUAUGUCCUUCCCAAGGACCCCAAGAAAUUCAAUGUUGAUAACGUCCGCGUGGUCAAGAUCAUGGGUUCCAGUAUCGAAUCUUCUAUGGUCAUCAAGGGUAUGGUGUUCAACUCUGAACCGGAGGGCAGCGUUAAGCGUGCGACAAAUGCAAAGGUUGCCGUUUUCACUUGCCCCGUGGACAUUUCCCAAACAGAAACCAAGGGAACAGUGUUGCUGCACAACGCCAAAGAAAUGCUCGACUUCUCCAAGGGUGAAGAAACCCAGGUCGAAGAUAUGGUCAAAGAGCUUGUCGAAAACUCUGGUGUCAAGGUCAUUAUUGCCGGUGGUGGCAUUGGUGCUCUGGCUUUGCACUACCUUAACCGUUACGGCGUCUUGGUGUUCAAGGUCGGCUCCAAGUUCGACCUCCAACGUCUGUGCAGAGUUACAGGUGCUGCACCCAUUCCCCGCCUUGGUGCACCAACAGCUGAUGAGCUUGGAUUGAUCGACUUGAUUGAAACUGAGGAGAUCGGCGGUGACCGUGUUACCGUUUUCAAACAAGAGGAUACCACCACCCGCACUGCGACUAUUGUAUUGCGUGGUGCAACCCAGAACAUGCUCGAUGAUGUUGAGCGUGCAGUUGAUGAUGGUGUCAAUGCUGUCAAAGCUCUCACCAAGAACAGCAGUGUUGUUCCGGGCGCAGGCGCGUCGGAAAUCGAUAUUGCUGAGGCAGUUGUUGCCCAGGGUGAACGUACCUCCGGUACCCUUCAGUAUGCCAUCAAAAAGUUUGGUUUGGCCUUUGAAGUCAUCCCUCGCACCUUGGCUGAAAAUGCCGGUCUAGAUACCGUUGAAGUCAUCUCCAAGCUUUACGCUCUGCAUUCUCGUGGCGUCCCUGCUGGCGUUGAUAUCAAUUUCGAGGAUACAGCCGCCAAGACUGGUACUCUCAACACUAAAGAAAAUGGAAUCUUUGACAUUUACUUGGCCAAGAGAUCAGCAAUUGAGCUUGCAACCACUGCUGCGUGCACCGUCCUAAAUGUUGAUCAGAUCAUCAUGGCCAAGAGAGCGGGUGGGCCUCAAAUUCCCCAACAGCGCGCUGAUUGGGAUCAGGACUAA
Molecule: messenger RNA, 1653 nt
Organism: Wickerhamiella sorbophila
Lineage: Eukaryota; Fungi; Ascomycota; Dipodascomycetes; Dipodascales; Trichomonascaceae
Product: T-complex protein 1 subunit theta
Exons: 1
Coding region: 1-1653 (550 amino acids)
Biological process (GO): protein folding
Cellular component (GO): chaperonin-containing T-complex
Molecular function (GO): ATP binding; ATP hydrolysis activity; ATP-dependent protein folding chaperone
Source: RefSeq, a predicted model, not a curated record